Grammomys surdaster is the source of this 7535-nucleotide messenger RNA. It is a transcript of the gene F5, whose product is annotated as coagulation factor V. Gene Ontology annotation, molecular function: copper ion binding. The coding region runs from base 39 to 6779 and encodes 2246 amino acids. Lineage: Eukaryota; Metazoa; Chordata; Mammalia; Rodentia; Muridae. The transcript has 25 exons. The record is from RefSeq and is a predicted model, not a curated record.
CACUGUCGGUGGUGGCAGCGCGCGGCAGGGCGAGGGCCAUGCUCCUAGUCUGCCCGCGCUUCUUCCUCCUGGUGGCUCUGGGCACCCACUGGUUGGGCUGGGGCAGCCACCAGGCAGAGGCCGCGCGGCUAAGGCAGUUCUAUGUGGCUGCUCAGGGGAUCCUCUGGAACUACCAUCCUGAGCCCACAGAUCCAAGUUUGAAUUCUAUACCUUCCUUCAAGAAAAUUGUCUACAGAGAGUAUGAGCCACAUUUUAAGAAAGAGAAACCACGAUCUAGCAACUCAGGACUUCUUGGACCUACUUUAUAUGCUGAAGUCGGCGACGUCAUUAAAGUUCACUUUAAAAACAAAGCAGAAAAACCACUAAGUAUCCAUCCUCAAGGAAUUAAAUACAGUAAACUUUCAGAAGGGGCUUCUUACCUCGACCACACAUUCCCUGCUGAGAGGAUGGAUGAUGUCGUGGCUCCUGGAGAAGAAUACACCUAUGAAUGGGUCAUCAGUGAGGACAGCGGGCCCACACCCGAUGACCCACCAUGCCUUACCCACAUCUACUACUCGUACGAAAACCUGACCCAGGAUUUCAACUCAGGCCUGAUUGGGCCUCUGCUUAUCUGCAAGAAAGGCACCCUGACUGAGGAUGGGACUCAGAAGAUGUUUGACAAGCAACAUGUGCUUCUGUUUGCUGUGUUUGAUGAAAGCAAGAGCUGGAGCCAGUCGCCAUCCCUAAUGUACACAGUCAAUGGCUUUGUGAAUAGGACGAUGCCAGAGGUAACAGUCUGUGCCCACGAUCACGUCAGCUGGCAUUUGAUUGGGAUGAGCUCAGCGCCAGAAUUGUUUUCUAUUCACUUCAACGGCCAAGUCCUAGAGGAGAACCAACAUAAGUUGUCCACUGUCACUCUGGUCAGUGCGACAUCUAAGACUGCAAACAUGACCAUGAGCCCAGAAGGAAAAUGGAUUGUUUCUUCUCUCAUCCCAAAGCAUUAUCAAGCUGGGAUGCAGGCUUACAUUGACAUUAAAAACUGCCCAAAGAAAACGAGGAGCCCCAAGACGCUCACUCGAGAGCAGAGACGGCACAUGAAGAGGUGGGAGUACUUCAUCGCUGCAGAGGAGGUCAUUUGGAACUAUGCACCUGUGAUACCCGCAAAUAUGGACAAAAAAUACAGAUCUCUGCACUUGGAUAAUUUCUCCAACCAAAUUGGGAAACAUUACAAGAAAGUUAUUUAUAGGCAAUAUGAAGAAGAGACCUUCACCAAACGCACCGAUAACCCCAGUAUCAAACAAAGUGGGAUUUUGGGCCCUGUUAUUAGAGCCCAGGUCAGGGACACACUCAAGAUCGUGUUCAAAAAUAUGGCCAGCCGACCCUACAGCAUUUACCCUCAUGGGGUGACCUUCUCUCCUUACGAAGAUGGAGUCAAUUCUUCCUCCGCCCCAGGCAAUCACACCAUGAUCAAACCAGUUCAACCAGGGGAAACCUUCACUUACAAAUGGAACAUUCUAGAGUUUGACGAACCCACAGAAAACGAUGCCCAGUGCCUAACAAGACCAUACUAUAGUGAUGUGGACGUUACAAGGGACAUUGCCUCUGGGCUGAUAGGGUUGCUUCUAAUUUGUAAGAGCAGGUCCUUGGACCAGAGAGGCAUACAGAGGGUGGCAGACAUCGAGCAGCAGGUCGUGUUUGCCGUGUUUGAUGAGAACAGGAGCUGGUACAUCGAGGACAACAUCAACAAGUUUUGUGAGAAUCCUGAUGAGGUGAAGCGUGACGACCCCAAGUUUUACGAAUCAAACAUCAUGAGCACUAUCAAUGGCUACGUGCCUGAGAGCAUAUCCACUCUAGGAUUCUGUUUUGAUGACACUGUCCAGUGGCACUUCUGCAGUGUGGGAACUCAUGAUGAUAUUUUGACCAUCCGCUUCACUGGGCACUCGUUCAUCUAUGGGAGGAGGCAUGAGGACACCUUGACCCUGUUCCCCAUGCAUGGUGAAUCUGUGACUGUUACAAUGGAUAACGUUGGAACUUGGAUGUUGACCACCAUGAAUUCCAAUCCAAAACGCAAAAACCUAAGACUGAGAUUCAGGGAUGUUAAGUGUAUCCUUAAUGGUGAUGAUGAAGACUCAUAUGAGAUUUAUGAACCUCUUGCACCUACAUCCAUGACAACUCGGAAAAUUCAUGAAUCUUCGGAAAAUGAAUUUGGCAUAGACAAUGAAGAUUAUGAUUACCAGUCAUUACUGGCGUCAACACUAGGAAUUAGGUCGUACAAAAACUCAUCCUUGAAUCUGGGGGAAGAUGAGUACAAUUUCACUGCUCUUGCUCUAGAGAACAGCUCUGAGUUCAUAUCUCCAAGCACAGACAGAAUUGUUGAUUCAAAAUCUUCAAGAAACCUUAGCAAGAUCACAAAUAAUAACCUCAAAGACUCUCAAAGAGCACUUCCUGGCUCUGGGGCCACCAUGGCUGGUACCCUCCUUGGAAACACCGCUGACUUAGAUGAGAACUCCAUCCUCAACCCUUUUACAGAACAUCGUUCCAGGUCAUAUCAUGAAAAUGAUAAGGAAAAUCCACAGUCAAACAUCACAGUGGUAUACUUACUUCCUCUUGAUUCAAAAGGAUCAGGGAGUCGAGAACAGUCUAAACCUAAAACAAUCAAGACAGGAAGACCCCACAUGAUGAAGCACAGGUUCUCCUGGAUGAAAGCACCAGCUGGUAAAACUGGGAGGCAUUCAAACCCAAAGAAUACUUAUUACAGAGUGAAGUCUGAGGAGGACAUUCCUAACGAUUUGUUACGCUUAAAACAAAAGAUCGCAUCCAAAUUUCUGAACAGACGAUGGCAUGUAGCUUCUGAAAAGGGUAGUUAUGAAAUAAUAUUGACAAACAGUCCUCAAAAUCAGAAUAUCUCAAUGCCUUGGGGAGAUAGCACCUCCCACACAAACACAACAGGAAAGCCAAGUGACCGCCCAACAUUUUCUGGAGUUAGACGUAAAUCAUCACAAGUAAGACAAGAGGAAGAAAACAGUGGCUUUAAGAAAAGACAGUUGCUCAUCAGGACCCGGAAGAAGAAGAAGAAUAGGAAACUUGCACUACACAGUCCUCUAUCUCCAAGGGGCUUUUACCCUCUGAGAGGAGAUGACUAUCUCCCAUUUUCAGACAGGAGACUCCUUAAUCACUCACUGUUACUCCACAAGUCCAAUGAAACUGCUCUUCCCACAGACCUGAAUCAGACCUCUCCUUCAAUAAGUAUUGACAGGUCACUUCAGAACUAUAAUCAGGACCCUUCAAAUGACACUGAGCAGAAGAGCUCUUCUUUAGAUCUCUAUCAGCCCCCAAAGGAACAGACUCCAAUAUUUCCUGCCCAAGAUCCUGAUCAAACACACACUACAACAGAUCCUACCUACAGAUCCUCUCCCCCAGAGCGCAGCCAGGGGCUUGAUUAUGACCUAAGCCAUGAAUUUUACCCUGAUGACAUUGAUCAAACAUCUUUGUUUCCAAACCAAAGUCAAAAGUCACCUCUCUCUUCAGGUGAUGGCCAAGCAAUCCCUUCCUCAGACUUAAGCCUCUUUACCACCUCUCCAGAGUUGGAUGAGACAAUUAUUUACCCAGACCUGGGUCAUUUGUUCCUUUCUCCAGAUAACAACCAGAAGACCUCCUCCCCAGACCUGGGUCAGGUGUCUCUUUUUCCUGAUGACAUCCAGAAGACCUCCUCCCCAGACCUGGAUCAGGUGCCUCUUCUUUCUCCAGAUGACAGCCAGGAGACCUCCUCCCCAGACCUUGGUCAGGUGCCCCUUUCUCCAGAUGACAACCAGAAAACCUCCUCACCAAACCUGGGUCAGGUGUCUCUUUCUCCAGAUGACAUCCAGAAGACCUCUUCCCCAGACCUUGGUCAGGUGCCCCUUUCUCCAGAUGACAACCAGAAAACCUCCUCCCCAGACCUUGGUCAGGUGCCCCUUUCUCCAGAUGACAACCAGAAAACCUCCUCCCCAAACCUGGGUCAGGUGUCUCUUUCUCCAGAUGACAUCCAGAAGACCUCCUCCCCAGACCUUGGUCAGGUGUCUCUUUCUCCAGAUGACAACCAAAAGACUUCCCCAGACCUAGGUCAGGUACCCCUUUCUCUAGAUGACAACCAGGAGGCCUCUUCUCCAGAUCUGGGUCAGGUGCCACUUUUUCCUGAUGACAACCAGAAGACUUACUUCCUAGAUCUGGGUCAGGCACCUCUCUCUUCAGACCAAAACCAGGAGACUUCCUCCACAAACCUUAGCCUACUGACUCUCUCUCCAGAAUUUGGUCAGACAGUCCUUUCCCCAGACUUGGAUCAGAUGCCCCUCUCUUCAGACAACAGUCAGUUGACCCUUUCCCCAGACCUCAGCCUCUUGACCCUCUCACCAGAUUUUAAUGAGAUAAUCCUAUCCCCAGACCUUGGUGAGGUGACCCUCUCUCCAGACCUCAUCCAGACAAACCCUGCUCUUAAUCACAGAUACAAUACAUCCUCUGCAGACUCUGGUCAAGCAUCCAACCCUCCAGAUUCUGGUCAGUCUUCACCUCUUCCAGAACUGAAUCAGACUCUUCCGCAUCCAGAUCUCAUUCACAUACCACCUCCUUUACCAUCUUCCACACUGGAUAACACUUCUUUGUCAAAGAAUGUUAACCCUCUCGUUGUAGUAGGUCUCAGUAGAGUUGAUGGAGACGACGUUGAAAUUUUUCCAAGUGAGGAGCUAGAGAUCGUAGAUGACGAUUAUGCUGAGGAUGACUAUGUAGCCUAUAAUGACCCCUAUAAAACAGACACCAGGACAGAUGUCACCUCCUCCAGAGACCCCGACACUAUUGCAGCAUGCUACCUCCGCGGCCAUGGUGGAAACAAAAAAUUCUACUAUAUUGCUGCUGAAGAAAUAUCCUGGGAUUAUUCAAAAUUUUCACAAAGUGAAAUGGACCAUGAAGACACAGAUCACACUCCAAAGGACACCACAUACAAGAAAGUCAUUUUCAGAAAAUACCUUGAUAGUACUUUCACAAGUCGUGAUCCUCGGGCAGAAUAUGAGGAGCACCUUGGCAUUCUUGGUCCUGUCAUCCGAGCUGAAGUGGACGAUGUGAUACAAGUUCGAUUUAAAAAUUUAGCAUCCAGACCGUAUUCUCUUCAUGCCCAUGGACUUUCCUAUGAAAAGUCCUCAGAGGGAGAGACUUACGAAGAUGAGUCUCCUGAAUGGUUUCAGGAAGAUGACGCUGUCCAGCCCAAUAGCAGUUACACAUAUGUAUGGCAUGCCACUGAGCGCUCGGGGCCAGAGGACCCUGGCUCUGCCUGCCGGGCUUGGGCCUACUAUUCUGCUGUGAAUGUGGAGAGAGACAUCCACUCGGGCUUGAUCGGCCCCCUUCUGAUCUGUCGGAAAGGAACACUUCACAGGGAGAGCAACCUGCCCAUGGACAUGAGAGAGUUUGUCUUACUCUUCAUGGUCUUUGAUGAGAAGAAGAGCUGGUACUAUGAAAAGUCCAAAGGGUCAUGGAGAAUUGAAUCUCCAGAAGAGAAAAAUUCCCACGAGUUUCACGCAAUUAAUGGGAUGAUCUACAACCUGCCCGGCCUGAAAAUGUACGAGCAAGAGUGGGUGAGGCUACACCUGCUGAACGUGGGUGGCUCCCAAGAUAUUCACGUGGUUCACUUUCACGGCCAGACCCUGCUGGAUAAUAGGACCAAACAGCACCAGCUAGGGGUCUGGCCCCUUCUGCCUGGUUCAUUUAAAACUCUUGAAAUGAAGCCAUCCAAGUCUGGCUGGUGGCUCCUAGACACAGAGGUUGGAGAAAACCAGGUAGCCGGCAUGCAAACGCCAUUUCUCAUCAUAGACAAAGAGUGUAAGAUGCCAAUGGGACUAAGCACUGGUGUCAUCUCUGAUUCACAGAUCAAGGCUUCGGAAUAUCUGACUCAUUGGGAGCCCAGGUUAGCACGAUUAAACAAUGGUGGUUCAUACAAUGCUUGGAGUAUAGAAAAAACUGCAUUAGAUUUCCCCAUUAAACCUUGGAUCCAGGUGGACAUGCAGAGGGAAGUUGUAGUCACCGGAAUACAAACCCAAGGUGCUAAACACUACCUAAAGUCUUGCUUUACCACGGAGUUCCAAGUGGCUUACAGCUCUGACCAAACCAACUGGCAGAUCUUCAGAGGGAACAGCACGAAGAGCGUAAUGUAUUUUGAUGGCAACUCAGAUGCCUCUACAAUAAAAGAGAAUCGACUUGACCCACCUAUUGUGGCUAGAUACAUUAGGAUACAUCCAACAAAAUCCUAUAACAGACCCACCCUUCGGUUGGAGCUGCAGGGCUGUGAGGUGAACGGAUGUUCCACACCACUGGGCCUGGAAGAUGGAAGGAUUCAAAACAAGCAAAUUACUGCAUCUUCAUUUAAGAAGUCAUGGUGGGGAGACUACUGGGAGCCUUCCCUUGCCCGCCUGAAUGCCCAGGGCCGUGUGAAUGCCUGGCAAGCCAAGGCAAACAACAACAAGCAGUGGUUACAAGUCGAUCUGCUCAAAAUCAAGAAGGUAACAGCCAUCAUAACACAGGGUUGUAAGUCUCUGUCCUCUGAGAUGUACGUGAAGAGUUACACCAUCCAGUACAGUGAUCAGGGUGUGACGUGGAAAUCUUACCGGCAGAAGUCCUCCAUGGUGGACAAGAUUUUUGAAGGAAAUAGCAAUAUCAAAGGGCAUGUGAAGAACUUUUUCAACCCACCUAUCAUAUCCCGAUUCAUCCGCAUCAUUCCUAAAACAUGGAACCAAAGCAUUGCACUUCGUCUGGAGCUCUUUGGCUGUGACAUCUAUUAGAAUUAAAGUCUAAAAAGAAAAAUAACAAAUAAAAGCUGAAGAAACUCCUUCAGGCCUAGACCAUUCAGAGCAGGCAAUAUAGUAUGGAUAUUUUAAAUGUUAACAAGCGUUCUGCUAUUUUUUUCCUAAUAGAGAAUAAUGAGAAGCUUUUACAGUGUUCCUUCAUCGCUGUCAUUAAGUGAGACGGCGACUAUUAUUUCUUCACUGGUUUGAAUAUAAAUGGGAAAUAUUAAGACCAGGCAAGAAUAAGACUGUCUUUCACUCUGAUUAAAGACGCUAUAUAAUGUAAUAGUUAUAUAAUGGAAUGAUAUGAGUCACUGUGGCUCUUUCAAAUCCUGUAGACAUUAACAAAAGAGAUAAUACUUUUGGAAACUUUUCAUGGACCUAGAAAACCGUUAUUUCUAUAUUUUUCUUUUAAAAGCAAACUGUAAUUUGUAAACAGUGGAAACAAAGUAGUUGAGGUUUUUUUUUUAUAAUAGGAAAAAAAUAUUUUGUUGUAAUUGAGUGAGAACUUAAAAUACCCAGUGUUGGUCUAGCUCAGUGGGCAAAAGCGCUUGCUGCCAAAACAAAGGAACAAGAGCAACACAAAACAAAAACAAAACAAACCCGGAUGGCCCAAGUUCAAGUCCUGGAGCCCACAGUGAGAGGAGAGAACGUAUGCCAGAAAGCUGUCCUCUGGCGUCUGCAUGCAGGGCUGUGGCACAUGUGUGUGCCCACGCCCACGUACAAGCAAAUAAAAGACUUUCAAAGCUUGUC